Hyaena hyaena (striped hyena) is the source of this 1334-nucleotide messenger RNA. It is a transcript of the gene ENDOV, whose product is annotated as endonuclease V. Gene Ontology annotation, cellular component: cytoplasm; nucleolus. Lineage: Eukaryota; Metazoa; Chordata; Mammalia; Carnivora; Hyaenidae. Gene Ontology annotation, biological process: DNA repair. The record is from RefSeq and is a predicted model, not a curated record. Gene Ontology annotation, molecular function: single-stranded RNA binding; RNA endonuclease activity producing 5'-phosphomonoesters, hydrolytic mechanism.
CAGGCAGGGACGCCACCGGAAGGGACGCUUGGGGUCGAGCCAUGGCCCGGGAGGCGGCGGAGCGGCCUCCGGAGGAGACCUUGUCGCUCUGGAAACGGGAGCAAGCCCGGCUGAAGGCCCUCGUGGUGGACCGGGACACGGAGGCGUGGCAGCGGGACCCCGCCUUCUCGGGGCUGCAGAGGGUCGGGGGCGUGGACGUGUCCUUUGUGAAGGGAGACAGUGUCGGCGCCUGUGCCUCGCUGGUGGUGCUCAGCUACCCUGAGCUCGAGGUGGUGUAUGAGGACUGCCAGAUGGUUAGCCUGACGGCUCCCUACGUGUCGGGCUUCCUGGCCUUCCGAGAGGUGCCCUUUCUGGUGGAUGCGGUGCGGCGGCUGCGGGAGCAGGAGCCCGGCCUCAUGCCCCAGGUCCUCCUUGUGGAUGGAAACGGGCUUCUCCACCACCAAGGCUUUGGCGUGGCCUGCCACCUCGGCGUCCUCACAGACCUGCCGUGCAUCGGGGUGGCCAAGAAGCUCCUGCAGGUCGACGGGCUGGAGAACAACGCCCAGCACAAGGAGAAGAUAGGACUUCUGCGAGCUGGAGGAGACUCAUUUCCUCUGGUGGGAGGCUCUGGGGCCGUGCUGGGCACGGCCCUGAAGAGCCACGACCGCAGCACCAAGCCGCUCUAUGUCUCUGUGGGCCACAAGAUCAGCCUGGAGGCGGCCGUGCGCCUGACCCGAGGCCUCUGCAGGUUCCGGAUCCCGGAGCCCGUGCGCCAGGCUGACAUCCGCUCUCGAGACUACAUCCGCAGGACCCUGGGAGCCCUCAGACCCCCCGCACCAGGGCAGGACAGGAACCGGAAGGUAUGGAAGCCAAAAGGAGGCUCGGAAGAGCCCAAGGAUGAGGGCAGGCCCCCCAAGGCCCACAGCCAAGGCCCCAGGACACGGGAACACCCCAGACCCAGACCCACGCGGCCAGCAGCAGUGAGUGGAGCCGAGCCGGACGCAGUGAAGCUCUGCAGUCACCCGACUUCCAGCUCCUGCCUGGACGGGAACGGGCCGUGGCGGCCGCAGCAGCAGGCUGAGCGCCCGGGCCCCGGGACACGCAGGCCCGCCCUGCUCGGGGAUCUGGGUGGCGCGGCUGCGGGAGCUCGGCAGGAGACGGGCCUCGGGCGGCAGGGCGCCAGCCGCGAAGGAGCGUGACGUUGCUUUCCCGGGAGCGCAGGAAAGACAUGCAGGGUUCGUGGGGCUUGGGGGGUUUUUGUUUUCUCUCUCAAGCGCCCCGUGGGCUGCACGUGCCUUUGUGGCCUCUCGUCUGGCUGGUGCUUCAAGUACAUACACUGUUGCCUUGUUUUUGCA